Trichomonas vaginalis G3 is the source of this 561-nucleotide messenger RNA. RefSeq names its product structural constituent of ribosome. The transcript has a single exon. Gene Ontology annotation, biological process: ribosomal small subunit biogenesis; rRNA processing; translation. Gene Ontology annotation, molecular function: structural constituent of ribosome. The record is from RefSeq and is a predicted model, not a curated record. The coding region runs from base 1 to 561 and encodes 186 amino acids. Gene Ontology annotation, cellular component: cytosolic small ribosomal subunit; ribosome; small-subunit processome. NCBI's taxonomy places the organism in Eukaryota, Parabasalia, Trichomonadida, Trichomonadidae.
AUGUAUUUCAAUUCAAGUGCAAAAAUUCGACCGGCGGUUAUGGUCGGCCUUUACGAAAUGGAAGCUGUUACUGCUGCCUUCAACGAAAUUGCUGCUGGAAAGCAAGAGCUUAAGGACCUUAAGAUUGUCUCUGUUAAGGACAUCAAGGCUGAGGGAACAAGUGUUCUCGUUCUUACAGUCCCAUACAAGCAAAUCAAUGCUUUCCACAACGCCCAGGCUCAAUUCCUCCCAGAUCUUGAAAAGAAGCUCAACGCUCAGGUUUGCAUUGUCGGCCAGCACCGCGCCUUCCCAAAGACACCAGAACAUGGACGUAGAUUCAAGGCUAUCCGUAACUACGGCCGUACCCUCCGUUCCGUCAAUGAUGCCAUCCUUGACGAUCUUGUCUUCCCAACAGCUAUCGUUGGAAAGCGUAUCCACUAUGAUGUCUCUGGCAAGCAACAAACAAGAGUUAUCCUUGACAAGCAUGAUGCUACACGCGUUGAGGAACGCCUUAACGGUUUCGGUGCUGCUUACAACCGCCUUACAGGCCUCAACACAGUCUUCGAAGUUGCUCAGAACUAA